Gastrolobium bilobum is the source of this 957-nucleotide messenger RNA. RefSeq lists its product as uncharacterized. The transcript is spliced from 4 exons. Bases 29 to 754 code for a protein of 241 amino acids. NCBI's taxonomy places the organism in Eukaryota, Viridiplantae, Streptophyta, Magnoliopsida, Fabales, Fabaceae. The record is from RefSeq and is a predicted model, not a curated record.
UCAAAGGUGUAACACCGAUACUGACCCAAUGAGCUUGUCUCUUAUUCAAGGCUAUUCUUCUGGUGAAGACGAAGAAGAACACAAAAACAUCCACGAUUCCGACGACGACGACGUCGGCGGCGGCGAACCCUCCGCCGCGACCCACCCGUCUCUAGGCGACAGAUCCUUCUUCGACCGCGUUUCCCAAAACACUUCUGCUGCUUCUGGUCUUCCUUCUGCAUUCGACGUAUUCUCCGAAAUUUCAGGACCUCCCCAAUUUCUGAACAAUAGCGUGGAGGAGUAUAACCCAGCAAGAGAUGCUGAACAGCAGCAAGGGAGGCAUGGCUCUCGGAGGCAUCGCAAAGAGAAGAAGGAUUUACCCACAGGUGCGGUGGUAGAGGCAAAAGCUCAACUAGUUGGGAUUCAUGAGCGAGUAAGAAGUGACAUCAAUGGUAGCCAACCUCCAACAUCAGCUGCCUUGAGCACUUCAGAAGAAGUCAAGCGGGUGCCAUCUGCAACCAAUCCUAAUGCUGAAGAUGCUGCAGAGCUUUUGAGAAUGUGCUUGCAGUGUGGGAUUCCCAAGACAUUCUCCAAUGCACGUGGAAUGGUCUGCCCUGUAUGUGGUGAUCGCCCUCCAAAGGAUACAAGCACAGAGUCCAAGAAGAAGGGAUCAACUAUCAAAGAUAAGGAAAAAUCUAAAAGGAUGAAGGGCCAGUCAUCUCAUGCAUCCUGGAAAAGUGAAACAGAGAUGCAUCUAAGGCAACAGUUUGAUUGACAUUAUCUGUGUGUUUCCUUUGUAGGUUACCUGGUAAAAUGUGACAUGUUUAGGACUAUGCUAUUAAAUUGAAAAACUUUCUUGUUAAGAAUGUCAACAGAAGUACCUACCACAUGUGACUGUAUUAUUAAGAUAUUUUUUUUAGUAAUUGAAGUUAGAUUUUGUUAAAAGAGAAAUCUCUUUUUGGCCUUCCCGAAUCCAAA